GGCCGUCCGCAGCCCGGCGCCCCGUUCGGCGACGCCCCGGCGCCCGGCCGGCCCUCAGGGAGGCGGACCCCGCGGCCGGCACCUCGCCCGCGGUCGGGCUGGACUGGGCGGUGUCAGCGGAGGCCCUCGCCAGGCGCGUCCGCCGCGCGACACCGGGGCAGCUGCGGCGCGAACGAGAGCGGCAGCGGGGACGUCCGCCAUGGAGACCCGCUACAACCUGAAGAGCCCGGCUGUUAAACGAUUGAUGAAAGAAGCCGCAGAAUUGAAAGAUCCAACAGAUCAUUACCACGCUCAGCCUCUGGAGGAUAACCUUUUUGAAUGGCACUUCACAGUUAGAGGGCCCCCAGAUUCCGAUUUUGAUGGAGGAGUUUAUCAUGGACGCAUAGUACUGCCACCAGAGUACCCCAUGAAACCACCAAGCAUUAUUCUGCUAACGGCUAAUGGACGGUUUGAAGUAGGCAAGAAGAUCUGUUUAAGCAUCUCAGGACAUCAUCCUGAAACCUGGCAGCCUUCUUGGAGCAUAAGGACAGCCUUGUUGGCCAUCAUUGGGUUUAUGCCAACUAAAGGAGAGGGAGCCAUAGGCUCUCUAGAUUACACACCCGAGGAGAGAAGAGCACUUGCCAAAAAAUCACAGGAUUUCUGUUGUGAAGGCUGUGGCUCUGCCAUGAAGGAUGUCCUGUUGCCUUUAAAAUCUGGAAGUGUUUCAAGCCAGGCUGACCAAGAAGCCAAAGAACUGGCCAGACAAAUUAGUUUUAAGGCCGAAGUCAAUUCAUCUGGAAAGACUAUCGCUGAAUCAGACUUAAACCAGUCUUUCUCACUAAAUGAUUCACAAGACGAUUUACCUACAACAUUCCAGGGUGCUACAGCAAGCACAUCGUAUGGCCCCCAGAAUCCAUCAGGAGCACCCUUGCCACAACCUACCCAGCCAGCUCCUAAGAAUACCUCCAUGAGCCCUCGGCAGCGCAGAGCCCAGCAACAGAGUCAGAGAAGGUCGUCCACUUCCCCCGAUGUACUCCAAGGCCAGCCUCCAAGAGCCAACCACACAGAGCACGGCGGGUCAGCCAUGCUGAUCAUCAUCCUGACUUUGGCACUGGCAGCUCUUAUAUUCCGACGAAUAUAUCUGGCCAAUGAGUACAUAUUUGACUUUGAGUUAUAAUGCUGGCUUGUGACUUAAGAGCUGUGACUCAGUUGCUUCAUUAAACAUUCUGCAUUGGGUAUAACCUAAGGAUUGUUUACAAAAAGAUUAUUUUGUAUUUACCCUUCGUUACUUUUUUUAUUGUUAUAAAUUCAUUGUGCUACAAGUAGACAUUCAGGCUGUGGUCCAACAGUUUGUCCUGCUUAGGUUAAGGGACUGGAAGCCAUAGUUCCUUGUCAUACUAUUUAAUCCACUUCACACACAGUAACUUAUUGUGGUUGCUCACACCCACGCUGCUUUUCUAUAGAUUUGCAAUGCUUUUCUAUGUAGUCGUUUGGAAUUUUCAGAUAAAAGAAGAUGUUUCCACGGUGGAGUAUUACUGGUUACUCAGUAUCACUUGCUGAGUACUGUCUUUAGUUAUAUAGACCAAGAGGGAUGAAGAAUGGGGGGGGCACAUUGUUCACUUGUCUUCUUGAGAAUUGUCAUUUAUAGGAGAGACACUGGGUUUGCCCAUUCUGUGAUCUUUCUAUUUGAAACUUUGUGCAGUGAGAAUAAUUUUAUUUCAGACAUUUAUGAAGAUCUUUGUUAUAUUUUUGUUUUUUGGAUAUUACUUGAAGAGGAAAGACUUUGUAGCCGCUUUGAUAUGAACCAUCUCCAAUAUGCACAUAAAUGAAAAGACAAGAGGCUUUCAUAGCCUGGCUCAAGGAAGAAAGGGUCCAAGCCGAGAAGUUGUUUGAUUUUUCUUUCACAAGUAGGUGAGGAGAUCAUAAAGUUUGAAUCUUUACUUUCACUUGUACGUGGUUUGAAUGAUAUGCCCAGCUCUGUAAUCACUACAGCUUUUCAUUAUUCCAAAAAUAUGCUUAGUGUUCAAAUUUUAAUAGAAAAACUCAGGGCCCAGGUAGCAGUGAUAGAUUAACCACAAACAAACCUUUAUUUAGAAUUGUCCACUAGUCAAAGCCUAAGAAAAAUUUAAUGAAAAGUCCAUCCAUUCCUUAGUACCAGUGAGUCCCCCAGAUGCUGACGUGCAGUUCUGUCAUCUCAGUGCCUGGUGAGACCGCUUAGGACAAUACUGCCUUCAGCAUGUUCCUUCAGCAACCUCGAGGGCACUUUUGAGGGUCUUGCAUUGCCGAUUUGACUGGAAAAUAUAGGCAGUUCUCUGCCUUAAAUAUAUCAUGCUCUCAAAGCCCAUUUAGAAGGUUUUGUUUUUGUGUUUUUUUUUUUUUAAGGACAACUGAAGAAUAUAAAUGGUAUUUGGUUCUAGCUCAGUCCACUGUUAACUCAUAGGUCUCUUAAGUGUGUGGAAAGGUAGUUGUAAAGUCCUGUGGUUUUAACUAAACAUAAUUAUGGGCAAGAUAAAAACAGCUCACAAAAUCAUUUUAAAGGUGAGCUUAGUUUUCCCUCCUGUCAUGUGACGUUGGCAUCUGUCACCACUGAAGGUAGUUUUCAUUUGUAUUUGGGAGCCAGGUUUGGUUGUUACAGUUGUUAUCUCAACACCUAAGGUUUGAAAAGGCACUGAAUGCUAUAAUAGAAUCUUCCAGUUAAUAGAGUAGAUUUUAUAGUUAUUGAAAGAUUGUUUAUAGAUGAGGUUGGUAAAAUCUAAAAAGCCCAAGGACUCUGUGAAGACUUCAUGUAAGGAAGGCUAUAUGUUACCACUUUAAAAAUAAUAUUCUUGCCAUGAAAAAGUAUAUUCUGAGGUCUUAGUUUAUAAUAUGAGAAACUUUGGGUCCAUGAUCUAGUAAGAAGUCAGUAACCCAAUGGGAAGCCUAGGUGGCCUUCCCAACUUAGGAGGACCCUGACGCUGUCGCCCUGUGCUGAAGUGGCUCAUGUGCAGCUCUCCCCCAAGUCAGGCCUGGCUAGCCUUUAGAACUCUGUGACCUUGUGUCUUCCAUGGACACCUGUGCCAUGUGGCAAGGGUUGUUCCGAGAUCUCAUCCACUCUUCCUCACUAUCGCUAACUGGCUACCUCCUUAUGUGUGUUGGCAUUUUUUAGCACCUGAUACACACAUCAAAGUGGUACGUUUUGCUUUUACCCCUGAUAUGCUAUCUAAAAAUUGUCCACCAACCCCCACCCUGGGGUUAAUGAGCUCCUGGAAGGGCCUCUGUUGUCAAAGCCUCAGUUUAACCCCCUAGAUCCAGCAUAAGACACAAACCAUGUAGAAGCUGGCAGGUAAAGUCUUAAAUUCUUGUUUUCCCAGUUCUCCGAUUUCAAACUCAAGGCUUCUUCACUGACCAGCAUAGCACAUGACUACACAUUAAAAUAGCAUGCUCGAAAAAAUAUGCCUGUUUUGCCUGUAGCAGUCUAGCCCAUGAGCCUUCCAAAUCUUCUGUAUGUGGGUGGGGCAUUAAUGUAGCACUUUAAGUUUCCUUGCUGCUGCUGUUGGUUUAUUCUACUGAAAUAAACGAUUUCCUCAAGCUUCUCAAUGAA
Messenger RNA from Grammomys surdaster, 3559 nucleotides. It is a transcript of the gene Ube2j1, whose product is annotated as ubiquitin conjugating enzyme E2 J1. The transcript has 8 exons. The record is from RefSeq and is a predicted model, not a curated record. Bases 200 to 1156 code for a protein of 318 amino acids. NCBI's taxonomy places the organism in Eukaryota, Metazoa, Chordata, Mammalia, Rodentia, Muridae.